AUGCCAGAAUUGGAUGAUUUUCUCGCGAAUCAAGACUACGAAGGAGCAAUUUCAUUGCUGAAUCAUAAAUUGAGAACAGGAAACUUGGAUAGAGAACAAGAAGAUUCUCUUCAGCUAUGGUUGGCUCAUUGCUAUUACAGAUUGAGAAAUUAUGAGGAGGCAGCCAAUGUUUAUACGUUUUUGAUGAGCAAAGAAGAUGCACCUGCAGAACUUGGAGUAUAUCUUGCUUGUUGUAAAUUCUAUCUGAAACAGUACCUGGAAGCGAAGACGAUUGCAGAGAAGUGUCCGAAAACUCCAUUAUGUAUCCGAUUAAUGAUGAAUGUGUCACUUCGUUUGAAUGAUGAAAAACGAAUUUUAACAUUUCAUUCAAAUCUUGGAACUUCAAUAGAAGACAAACUUUGUCUAGCUGGCAUAAACUUUCAGCGAAUGCACUAUCAAGAUGCUAUCGAUGUCUACACAUCUAUACUUCAAACCAGUCCAAAUUUGAUUGGACUCAACGUUGACAUGGCUCUGUGUUAUGCCAAAAUGGAUUACCCGGUCGUCGCUUACAAUCUUGUCAAGAAUUAUCUCCGAUCCUUCCCCAACAGUCCAUUCGCCAAAAACUUGCUCCUUUCGAUUCUCUAUCAUACAAUCACUACGAAAACUACUAUCGAAGAGAAAUCAGAUUUGGCCAGAAACCUUGAUAAAGAAGGAACGUCGCUGGUUCCUGAAAUGGAAGCAAUGUUGAAACAGAAGUUAUAUCCAGAGGUCGAAUAUCUUUGUAGACACAAUUUGGUUCUUUUCAAAGAGUGUGAAACGGCACUUCAAGUACUUCCUUCUUUGAUGAAACAUGUUCCAGAAGCAAGGCUUAAUCUGAUGCUUUAUCAUUUAAAAAGAGAUAACGUGAAAGAUGCAAUGAGUUUGUGCAAAGAUUGGGAACCAACAACUCCCUACGAAUUCCUGGUGAAAGCAUUGACCUUUUUGAGAUUUGGACAAGACUAUCACUCGAGAGAGCAUCUAAAAAUAGCUGAGAAUUUCUUCCAAAUGGUUGGAGAAUCCGGACUUGUUCAAGAUACAAUUGCUGGAAGACAAUCAUCUGCUGCAUAUCUGUUCCUCGCUUUCAAAUUCGAUGACGUCAUCACUUAUCUCCAAUCAAUCGAAGCCUACUUCUCAAACAACGACGAAUUUCUUCUGAAUCUAGCUCAAGCAUUUUUGAUGUAUAAGAACUACGUGGCAGCUGAAGAACACUUUAUUCGAGUUUCUGGUCCUGAAAGAGACAAAAUUUUAUACAAAUCAAUGCUAGCAAGAUGUUAUAUCAGAAACAAGAAAGCUCACAAAGCAUGGGAUAUGAUGGUGAAAACUGUCAACUUUUCAGAUAGACUCAGUCUUUUGAAAGUGAUUGCACAGGAUUGUUACUUGUCAAGUGAGUUCUACUAUGCAUCGAAAGCAUUCCAUGAAAUUGAAAACAGUGAUCCAACACCUGAAGUUUGGAAUGGAAAACGUGGAGCAUGUGCUGGAUUAUUCAGACAACUGGCUAAUCAUAAAAGUGAUCAAGAACUGCUCGAGCGAAUGAGAGAAGUCAUUCAAUUGGUCGCAUCGAAACCUCAUCCAAACUGUGAAUUCCUUUUGAAAGUAAUCCGUUCGUGGGGUGAGACUCAUCAUGUAAAUCUCACUUAA
This is a messenger RNA of Caenorhabditis remanei, 1656 nucleotides long. RefSeq lists its product as uncharacterized. Lineage: Eukaryota; Metazoa; Nematoda; Chromadorea; Rhabditida; Rhabditidae. The coding region runs from base 1 to 1656 and encodes 551 amino acids. The record is from RefSeq and is a predicted model, not a curated record. Gene Ontology annotation, cellular component: ciliary base; intraciliary transport particle B; ciliary basal body. Gene Ontology annotation, biological process: intraciliary transport involved in cilium assembly; intraciliary anterograde transport. The transcript has 11 exons. Gene Ontology annotation, molecular function: protein binding; intraciliary transport particle B binding.